Messenger RNA from Blumeria graminis f. sp. triticale, 834 nucleotides. Lineage: Eukaryota; Fungi; Ascomycota; Leotiomycetes; Helotiales; Erysiphaceae. The record is from the annotation of a GenBank genome assembly.
AUGAAAAUCACUGCUCAACUCUACUUGCUCUUUGCAGUCCCAGCGUCUUCAUUCUAUUUCAGCUGGUCUUUCUCUUCCAUUUUUGAUCCGCCGUUCCAGGAUCCUAUCUCACUUUCCAACAUAUCUUCAAGCAAGAAAGAAGAAAACAUCCUACUUAAGAGAGAUGGGAAUUGUCCCAUUAACUACAAUUCAUGCUCUACCUUAGCUGCAGAAUUCGGAGGAGCCUGUUGCGAAUCUGGUUCUCUGUGUACAACAGAUGGCGCACACCGUGUCGCCUGUUGCACCAUAGGUGCUAAAUGCACGGGAAGGCUUGAUAAACCCUCCACGACAACGGAGGGCGCAUUUUUCGGUAACUCAGCCGAGGAACCGACCAACACGCCUAGCGUCACAAUCACCUCCAACGGAAUUCUUACAUCUCCAACAUCUACAGACUCGGUUGUAGUGAAUGCCUACUUCCCCUUUCCUUAUAUUCCCACAACUUAUGCAGAUCGUACUGCCUGCCUAUCCGCCUACAGUGCAUGCCAAACGAAUUACGCUGCAUGUGCAGCCAAUCUUCAGGGCUCAAACUAUGGUGUGACAAUAAUUGCACCUGCUGGCGGUAUCACCAUGUCGCCUUCGGCACAAAACCUAGGCCUAGCGAGUGCAACUAGCAUUUGCAGUAGUUUGAGCUCCCAGGCUUGCUACGGAAUUGUCAGCACUAACUGCAAUCAAUUUGGACAAAAUCACAUGGUCCCCACUGCCGCUAACAAUGUUGCCAGACAGACUAUGGGAGCCUUUGCCACCGCAGGCAUAAUCGCGGGUCUCGGGUUUGGAGUAGCAGGUCAAAUUGCCUAA